AUGGCAUUCCCUGUGGACUUGCUGAGUAAUUGCAGUCAUGAGGAACUGGAAAUUGUUGCUGAAGAUUACAUGUCAGAUUUAAGGUGUGGGGACCCUGAAAAUACAGAGUAUUUUUCUUUUCUCAAUAUUACAAUUCCUAUUAGGUUGUCAAAUGCAGGCUUUGUACCUCUCUAUGGUGGAGAUCAGACCCAGAAAGUUCUUGCGCUUUUUGCACCUGAGGAUUCACUCACAGCUGUGGCACUUUACCUUGCUGAUCAGUGGUGGGCUAUUGAUGAUAUUGUGAAAACAUCUGUCCCUUCUAGAGAGAGGCUUACAGGAAGUGUAUGUGCCUCAUUUCUUACCCAAAGUUACCAACUGCCAGUUCUUGAUACAAUGUUCGUAGGAAAGAAAUUCAGAGGCAAAGAUUUUGGGCUUCAUAUGCUGGAGGACUUUGUUGAUUGCUUCACAGAAGAGCGGUAUCCACUGUCUUCUCUUAUGUAUACAGCUUGCAAACAAUACUCUGAAAAGUAUCCAGGAGACCAUGAACUCCUUUGGGAAGUAGAGGGUGUUGGACACUGGUACCAGCGAAUACCAGUCACCAGAGCAUUACAGAGAGAAACACUUAAAAUUACAGCAAUUUCUCAGAAUGAAGCCCAAAGACCUGUGUCUGGAGAAUAUGGCCUUGCAGCUGUUCCAGAGCAUGAAGUGGGAACUGAGGACCAUCAAUCCAGUGAGAUGCAGCUAACUAUUGAUUCUCUAAAGGAGACCUUUGCAAGCACAUCUGAAGGUCAUGAAAAAACACCUGUUUCUACUCGUACUCGAAGCAGUCAUCUAAAGCGGCCAAAGACUGGAAAGCGGUUUCAGGAUUCUGAAUUUUGUGGUUCUCAAGGAGAAGAGAAAACUGCCCAGACACUGACAGCUUCAGUAAACAAAUUAGAGUCUACUACGUGCACAUCAGAGAGCUCAGAAGAAUUCCUGGAAGAAGAACCUGAGCAGAGAGUGAUUGAAUUUGAGGAUGAAAGUCGUGAUAAAAAUAUCCGGCCUGUACCUGAAACCCAGGGACGCCUGGAAAAGCAAGAUGAAAAAGACUCUGAAUUAGAGCCUUUGAAUGGUGAGGUAAUGGAUGAUACUCUUAAGACUUCGCUUACAACAGAAGAGGAGGACUCCAUUAGUGAAGGUUUAGAAGAAGAAUUAAAAGUGCAGUCUUUUAAUUCUAGUGAAGACACUAUAAAUCUCGUUCCACUGGUGGUAGAAUCCUCAAAACCUCCUGAGGUUGUUGCACCAGAUAAGCCCCCACAUAUAACUGAUACAGAAAUGUUGAUAGAUCAAGGCCCACCUGAUGACAAAGGGCACACUGAAGAGAAACUGUCUCCAGUUUCAAGAAAGAAAGCACAUUUGGGGAGUUCAGACAAAGUUGACCAUAUCUCAAAUGAAGACCAAUCUGACAGUGGUUUUCCAAACUCGGUGACAGCUGAAUUUUCUGAAGAACUGGUGUCUGAUAAUUUAUCACCUAACACAACUUCCUCACUUGAGGACCAGGGUGAGGAGGGGGUGCCUGAGUCCCAGGAAACAUCUACUGCUCUUUCUCAGAGUUCUUUGAUAGAGGUUGAACUUGAAGAUGUGCCAUUUUCACAGAAUGCAGGACAGAAGAAUCAGUCAGAGGAGCAGUCUGAAGCAUCUUCUGAGCAACUGGAUCAAUUUACACAAUCAACAGAAAAAGCUGUGGAUAGCAGCUCAGAGGAGGUAGAAGUGGAAGUGCCUGUAGUAGACAGGAGGAAUGUAAGAAGAAAGGCCAAAGGGCAUAAAGGACCUGCUAAGAAGAAAGCCAAGCCGACCUGA
Molecule: messenger RNA, 1818 nt
Organism: Sciurus carolinensis (gray squirrel)
Lineage: Eukaryota; Metazoa; Chordata; Mammalia; Rodentia; Sciuridae
Product: soluble lamin-associated protein of 75 kDa-like
Source: RefSeq, a predicted model, not a curated record